Cylindrotheca closterium is the source of this 1428-nucleotide messenger RNA. NCBI's taxonomy places the organism in Eukaryota, Bacillariophyta, Bacillariophyceae, Bacillariales, Bacillariaceae. The record is from the annotation of a GenBank genome assembly.
AUGGCGAUCUUGGAUGUAGAUAUGCGAUCUGAUGAGGAUGCAAAACUCCGAACAGGCCGUAGUUCCAAUAGUGACCAUUGUUCUUCUAACCUUAAUACUUCUCGGCAAACCGUCAACACUCACAACUCGAUUUUGGACAUCAGCCGAGACGAAGAGGAAGAUGAGGAAGUCAAGAGUGUCCUUUUUGAGAGCCUAACAGUAGUCUCCAUGGAUACUUCGGAUGAUGAAAACGCUUCAAAAGGAUCUUCUUCCACCCAAAGCUCGAAAAAGUUUUCCCUUCACACCUUUUUGGGAGACAAGUUCAUGGACGGCCUUUGUACUCCUGAGUUCGUCCCUUCCGGUCCUUGCGCGGUUCCUACUGAUUGCGGUCAACGAAUGAACUGCACACGCCCCAGAAUGAGCAGCUCGAGACGAAGUCGUCGCAACCAAUGUGACGAUCGAGUCAACUUAAGCACAGACAUCCUCGAUUUGUUGGGUUGCGCCGCCGAUCCUGGAACCUUUGAACGGGAAGAAAUUUGGCAUAAAAAGUUGGAUUUGUCCAAACCAACUCGUACCAACUUGAAGAACAGACUGCGACGCAUCCGAGAACUUCGCAACAGCGCUCAUCGCAGUCAAACUUCUUCUCGCCAUGGUGUCACCCUUUCCCAUUCACGAAAGCGUUGCUAUGGCUACCCCAGCAUCUUGAAACGUUCUGCUACGUCCGAUGAGCACGAUCCUCUCUCCCAGUACAUUGGCAAGGGAAUGGACCCAAUUGUCCCUGACUACGAUGGGUACGAUAGUGAUCCAGAGGUGCUUUCCAACCAAUACACUCCACGCUCUCGUCAAUCGGUUCCUGCGGACACCAUUCAAAUGAAGGCAUCCAUGGACGAAGACAUGUAUCUUCAAGAUCUUGUUCAGCAAACACUGAACAAAACUUGGACCUUUACUUGGCAUCCAAAUCCACAUAAUGUGAAGGAGUUUGGACUGGAUUCCGAUCGACCCAUCUGUAUCAACAUUUGGAUUGAGCGUGGAACUGCACUUCCAAACGGACACGUUGCCGAGCCCACCAUCAUGUGGAGAGAUGCCUACCAACCUUUCUUGAAUGGCAAACAUCAAUUGAACAAAUCUACGCAAAAGCCAUGGAACAUGAGGCUACUAAGUACAUGCCGUAUUGCAGCAUCGGGAAAGUUGGAUCGCUCCAUUUAUCCUCUUGCCCGAUCGCAGAAUUGUUUUGUCUUGAAAACAAGCUCCGGAAACCAUGAAUUCUUGUUCGAAGCAACUUCUUCCAAUGAUAUGAGAAAGGUUUGCCAGCAAUGGAAACUUACGGUAGCUCGAUUUGCUAGCUUGGCCGUGAUGGAAAACAUUGCAUCAAUUGAACGAGAAUUCUUUCAUCCCUCUUUCAACAACCAAAUGCUGACUGUGGACAGCAGCAGCGAUGAAGGUUAUUAG